Messenger RNA from Otolemur garnettii (small-eared galago), 3051 nucleotides. It is a transcript of the gene TMEM43, whose product is annotated as transmembrane protein 43. The transcript has 12 exons. Lineage: Eukaryota; Metazoa; Chordata; Mammalia; Primates; Galagidae. Gene Ontology annotation, cellular component: nuclear inner membrane. Bases 146 to 1348 code for a protein of 400 amino acids. The record is from RefSeq and is a predicted model, not a curated record. Gene Ontology annotation, biological process: nuclear membrane organization.
GGCGGUAACUCUAGCAAGUCUCUCCUGGUUCCCGGCUUCACGCGGAUUUUCACGGAUCGAGGAUAAGAGGCCACUGGACUCCACGCUUUGGUCACCAACCUUCUUGCGAACAGAGCGAAGCGGCAGCAGCGAACCGGGUCCCACCAUGGCCGCGAAUUAUUCCAGUUCAGGUCCCAGAAAAGAACAUGUCAAAAUUACGACCAGCCCCCAGCCAGGCUUCCUGGAGCGGCUGAGCGAGACCUCGGGUGGGAUGUUUGUGGGGCUCGUGACCUUCCUGCUCUCCUUCUUCUUAAUUUUCACCAAUGAGGGCCGUGCAUUGAAGACGGCAACCUCGCUGACCGAAGGGCUGUCACUUGUGGUGUCCCCUGACAGCAUCCACAGUGUGGCUCCAGAGAAUGAAGGGAGGCUGGUGCACAUCAUUGGAGCCCUGCGGACAUCCAAGCUCUUGUCUGAUCCAAACUAUGGGGUCCAUCUUCCGGCUGUGAAACUGCAGAGGCACGUGGAGAUGUACCAAUGGGUGGAAACUGAAGAGGACAGGGAGUACACUGAGGACGGGCAGGUGAAGAAGGAGACGAGGUACUCCUACAACACGGAAUGGAGGUCAGAAAUCAUCAGCAGCAAAAACUUCGACCGAGAGAUUGGCCACAAAAACCCCAGUGCAAUGGCAGUGGAGUCAUUUACAGCAAAAGCCCCAUUUGUCCAAAUUGGCAGGUUUUUCCUCUCAGCAGGUCUCAUUGACAAAAUCGACAACUUCAAGCCACUGAGCCUGGCCAAGCUGGAGGACCCUCAUGUGGACAUCAUUCGCCGGGGAGACUUUUUCUACCACAGUGAAAACCCCAAGUAUCCAGAGGUUGGAGACCUGCGUGUCUCCUUUUCCUACGCUGGACUGAGCAGUGAUGACCCAGACCUGGGCCCAGCUCAUGUGGUCACUGUGAUUGCCCGGCAGCGGGGUGACCAGCUAGUCCCAUAUUCUACCAAGUCUGGAGACACCUUGCUGCUCCUGCACCAUGGGGACUUCUCAGCAGAGGAAGUAUUUCAUAGAGAACUAAAGAGCAACUCCAUGAAGACGUGGGGCCUGCGGGCCGCCGGCUGGAUGGCCAUGUUUAUGGGCCUCAACCUCAUGACGCGGAUCCUUUAUACUUUGGUGGACUGGUUUCCUGUCUUCCGAGACCUGGUCAACAUUGGUCUGAAAGCCUUUGCCUUCUGUGUGGCCACCUCGCUGACCUUGCUGACGGUGGCUGCUGGCUGGCUCUUCUACCGGCCCCUGUGGGCCCUCUUCAUUGCCUGCUUGGCCCUAGUGCCCAUCAUCAUUGCUCGAACACGCGUGCCAGCCAAAAAGCUGGAGUGAAACAGGCCCCGACACCCACACGAUACUGCGUGAACCCCAGAACCCACCCCUCACCUCUGACUCAACUCCACGCCAGAGCAGGGACCUGGGUCAGUUUGGGAUCCUGCACCUCUCCUCUCUUCAAGGGGCCAGACUUGCAGCUGGCGUUUGGUGUUCCCCGUCCUUUUCUUGCCAGUAGGCAACUUUGAUAGGCAGAAACAGCUUGCGAAUGGCAACUUAACCAGCCUCCUCCUGCCGGUUUCCUUCCUUUCUCUCGGGACUGUUUCCCUUCUCGCCGUUGAUCUGUCAGCAGGGGAAGAUGCACAGGAGCUCCACAGAGGCAUGCUGCUCAGGGGCUCAGCCUUGCUGCUUGCUGCUUCUCAUCUCUGAAGACGAGUGCCAGGACUCUGCCACACCACCGACCACGUCCCUAAUCCUCGGAGCCUUUAGCCGAUCUGGAUCACCAGCACACAGACUAAGCAUGUGCCCUGCACACUGGAAACAAGUUUGUGGCUAGAACUCGACUUGGCACUUAAAAAAGAAAUACUGAAGAUGUCAUGAUGAGAAAAACUGGACAUUUGUUGGGCUUUACACUCAUUUCAUGGCUUAGCAGCUUUUUAGUGUGUAGGAUCUUCAAAGGCCGAUUUAAGUUUUUUUUCUUUGUUACUUUGCUGCCUCUUAUAUGCUUUCCCCAAAGGGGACUUAUGUGAAAUAAGGUUUAAAAAACAAAACAAAACCCACUUGAGUAAUUAACAUUUCAGACUGUUACAGGAAACCCCCUUUAAAGUGCCAGUUGGAUUUAAUUGAGAGCACAGAAAGGUAUUCAGUUGAGGUGCAGCUUCUAUAACAAGUUACCUCUGUCAGUAUGCUGGGUCACUGAGAAGCUUUAAAGAGGAUGCUUUUGAAACAAGUGUUAGCAAAAGGAUUUGUUUUCACUUUGGGAGAUGAGGAACCUCUAUGGGGGGAGAAGAGCAGUUCCUUUCAUCAUCUGGCAUCAGAAACUACCUAUGCACUUCAAGAUGGUUUUGAGUUUCUGGUCAGUCAUUAAAAGAAAAGGUUGGAAGCUUUAUCCUAAGUGGGCACCUUCAUAGAGACCCCAGUGAACCAAAAUCAAGAAUUCGAAGUCUAAGCCUUGCCGAAGAGUGCCCAUCCGGGGCUGCUUCUGAGUGGUUAUGUGUUAAGUGUCCAUAGCUUUACUCCUUUUAAAUAAAAUCUAUCUGUACCUAAAUCACGUAAUUUCUCAGUUUCCCAACUACUCUCACAGCCUUUUAAAGUAUGAUAUGAUUUCUUAAAAGAUUCUUUGUAUAUCCUUUAUCUUGUGUUCAGAAAUUGUUUUCUACUUGCUGGAAGUGGUUGCUUUAGCAACUAAGUAUUUGGUAGCUGAAUAAGAGGUCAGGGCUUCUGAAACUAGCAAUCUAUAAUAAUCUCUCUUAUCCUGGAAUAUCUGUGCUAUAAAUUGAUUCUUCAAGUUAGAAAAUACAGCCAGCCUGAGGUGAUUUAUCUGAGGUUCAGGAUUGAAAUGGUAUUCACUACUGCUUAUUAAAUGAGCAAUUUCAUCAAAUCUCUAGGACUCCUAAAGGAUGCUUUUGGAAAACAGACAGUAUACCUAGAUGAUGGCUAAAUACAAAAUUCUUAGAACUUGGUUUGUAUAAUUUUUCUAAUAUGAAUUUUAAAUUACUGCGAACUUAAAAAAGUGUUGUUAAAGUCCAAAAUGUUAAAAAUAU